GCGACCGCCACCUCCAAUGCACAAGGUGUCACAUUUGAAAAGAAACCUGAGCCCGGGGGAGAAGGCGCUGAGAGACCCUGGCCUGGCUAGUGCAAACUGCGCGGCAGGGCGCUGGGCAGCGCUGGAGAACCCAGAGAGCUCCACCGCAGACCAUCCUAGCGACCUGAUUCUGGGAUCUCGGCUCCACGCUCCCUUCGCAAUUUUCAGAUUUCUCUCCCUCGAUUAUUUCCCCAAAACGGAACCUUUAUACCAAGAGAAGGUGCCGGAGCUGGGGCAACCAGGACUUUCCCGGGCACCCAAGAUGCGCUCCAUUAGAAAACGGUGGACCAUCUGCACUAUAAGUCUACUUCUGAUCUUUUAUAAGACAAAAGAGAUAGCCAGAACUGAGGAGCACCAAGAGACGCAACUCAUCGGAGAUGGUGAAUUGUGUUUGAGCAGAUCACUUGUCAACAGCUCUGAUAAAAUCAUUCGGAAGGCUGGCUCAACCAUCUUCCAACAUUCUGUACAAGGCUGGAGAAUCAAUUCUUCUUUAGUCCUGGAGAUACGGAAGAACAUUCUCCGUUUCUUAGAUGCUGAACGUGAUGUCUCUGUGGUCAAGAGCAGCUUCAAGCCUGGUGAUGUCAUCCACUAUGUGUUGGACAGACGCCGGACGCUAAAUAUUUCCCAUGAUCUGCACAGCCUCCUGCCUGAAGUUUCACCAAUGAAAAACCGCAGGUUUAAGACCUGUGCUGUUGUUGGAAACUCUGGCAUUCUACUAGACAGUGGAUGUGGCAAGGAGAUUGACAGUCACAAUUUUGUAAUCAGGUGCAAUCUAGCUCCUGUGGUGGAGUUUGCUGCGGAUGUGGGGACUAAAUCAGAUUUUAUUACCAUGAACCCAUCAGUUGUGCAGAGAGCAUUUGGAGGCUUUCGGAAUGAGAGUGACAGAGCAAAAUUUGUGCAUAGACUUUCCAUGCUGAAUGACAGUGUCCUUUGGAUCCCCGCUUUCAUGGUCAAAGGAGGAGAGAAGCACGUGGAAUGGGUUAAUGCAUUAAUCCUUAAGAACAAGCUGAAAGUGCGAACUGCCUAUCCAUCACUGAGACUUAUUCAUGCUGUCAGAGGUUACUGGCUGACCAACAAAGUGCCCAUCAAAAGACCCAGCACAGGCCUCCUCAUGUACACACUGGCCACCAGAUUUUGUGAUGAAAUUCACCUGUAUGGGUUCUGGCCCUUCCCUAAGGAUUUGAAUGGAAAAGCUGUGAAAUAUCAUUACUACGAUGACUUGAAAUAUAGAUACUUUUCCAACGCAAGCCCUCACAGAAUGCCAUUAGAAUUCAAAACCCUGAAUGUGCUACACAACAGAGGAGCACUAAAACUGACCACAGGGAAGUGCAUGAAGCAAUAAAGCACAUAUUGAAGGAUCAAAACUGGAUAGAAACUUUUUCUAAAGAUGCUUCUGGAGAUUUAGAAACAGGAUCCAAAACAAGGCUGGGGUUCAGCAUCCACACUGACUGAAUAGCUGAAAUGGAAGUCCAUGGGAAUCCACCACCAGCUGAUGAAAUACCUGCCAAGUGCUCUAACUAUAAAAUAUUCUGACUUCAAGGGUCCUAGUAAGUGCCACUUCCACGAAGAAUACAGUUUGAAUGUAUUAUCAGUAGUGUUUACAAGAUCCAACAGUGCACUCAUCAUUAAUUAGCAAAGCAAAUAUGUUCGUCACUGUGGGGCAGCCGCUGUAAUGCCAAGCACACUGGAAGAGGAACUCAGGAGCAUCACGACUCGGAGCUUGGGAAAUUAACAUCCUUAUCCGCAGAAAUGAAGAAGAAAAAGAAUUCAAACAGUGAAAUCCAUGAGAUGAAGUAACUUGAAGGAAUGUCUUCAGUCAGGACACUGAGAGUGAUCAUGUGUGUGUUUUGCUUGUGUUUUUGUUUGUCUUCUGAAACUUGUUUUCUUUUGGGUAUGGGGUGAAUAGAAAUUCAUCUGAGGUACAGAAAUGGGAAAUACAUGACAGAGAAAAAUAAACAUCAAACAGUC
Cricetulus griseus (Chinese hamster) is the source of this 2007-nucleotide messenger RNA. RefSeq names its product ST8 alpha-N-acetyl-neuraminide alpha-2,8-sialyltransferase 4 (gene St8sia4). The record is from RefSeq and is marked provisional. NCBI's taxonomy places the organism in Eukaryota, Metazoa, Chordata, Mammalia, Rodentia, Cricetidae. Gene Ontology annotation, molecular function: alpha-N-acetylneuraminate alpha-2,8-sialyltransferase activity. Gene Ontology annotation, biological process: N-glycan processing; oligosaccharide metabolic process.